AUGGAUAAAACGGAAGUUUUGAUUUUAGAAGUUGAAAAGAAUCCAGUUUUGUUUGACAAAGCUGAAAAAACUUACAAAGAGACAGUAAAAAAGAAAGAUAUUUGGAAGGGAAUCGGAGAGAAGGUUGGACUGACAGACAAUAGCUGGAGUUUGGUGUCACCAUCAGCUUCUAGAAUGUUUUCAGGCACUACUAUACAUACUGUAUGUAUAAUAUUUGUUGUUGUUUAUCUUGAGACCAAUCUGGCUAAAAAACGGGAACAGAUGAAAACCACAGCAUUACCAGAAGUCCCAGAGCAGAAGGAAUUAAAAAAUCAGAAUGGGGAGGGAGAGGAUAUAAAACCUCCACCCCCUACAGAUGACCCUGUGACCCCUAGUAUACCUGAUUCAUUCCUUCAAAAACUGGGAUUAAAAGUAGGCAAGGACCCAAUCAAUAAAGAAUCCUCUUUGAACGCCUGUGCCUACAGACACAGUACCGUAACAUAA
This is a messenger RNA of Lottia gigantea (owl limpet), 483 nucleotides long. RefSeq lists its product as hypothetical. The transcript is spliced from 4 exons. Bases 1 to 483 code for a protein of 160 amino acids. NCBI's taxonomy places the organism in Eukaryota, Metazoa, Mollusca, Gastropoda, Lottiidae. The record is from RefSeq and is a predicted model, not a curated record.